CUAGCCCGAUAUAGUAACCUUAUGCAUUCCUUUGAUUUUAUGUGUGGCAAGACUUACCAAAACUAAUGUCAAAAACGGGUGUGGCAACAAGCUGAAUUGAAUGGUCGUUGUUUGAUCGUAUACAAAUAAAUUAAAAGCAUUAAUGCAUAACAAUUUAAUGAUUAAGUGCCUUGCUUUUAAACGGAACAUUAUUAGAAUAUCAAAAUGUACAAGCACUGUCUUCUUGGUUGUCUUGUUUUUCUUUUUUCAGUCAUAAAUGUUCUAGGUUUGGAGUGUUAUGUCUGUGAAAACCAAGAAGAUAAUAAUGAGAAAUGCGUUAAAACGAUUAAAAAUUGCGAGUAUAAUCAAGAUGUUUGUUUGACUGAAAUAAAAUGGGGAAGUACACCUUACUGGUCUCAAGGUGCAAAGAAACAGUAUUAUGUAUCGAAGCGGUGUUCCAAUAAGACGGAAUGUGCGACUACUAGACACCGCUACAUGCCACUGUGUACACACAUUUGGUACCAGGACUGGGUGUGUUCAGAUUGCUGUCUUGGUGAUAGAUGCAACUAUUAUAUUAUAAGUGGCAGUGAUGCAGUAAAACCAGUUUCUAUUGUGUUAGGAAUAGGAUUAGGAUUAUUCUUAUUAAAGAAUAUUUUAUAAAAACCUGCCUGUGUCGGUCAUCAACAAUUGAGAGGAUAAAGUGAGUAAUUUUUACUGCAAAACUACUUUACAAAAUAUUGACCCAGUAAGCAGUAAGUAAUAUAAGCAAAAGUAGUGUGACUGUUUAAAAUAAUGUUAUUUUUGCAACAUAAUAGUUUUGUAAAUAUCACAUUUUGUACCAUAAAAUUAAUAAAAAUUGCCUUAACAAUAAUUACAACAAGUUGACUUCAAGCACAAUGAUAAUUUCAAUUAAUUAUUAAAUGAUAACAACAAUAUAUGGUUUGAAUAAGUUGACUGCCUUUUAAGUGGUUUUUUAUACUAUAUUUUCUUAUUUUAUUGUAUCCUAAGUGAGGUACCUAAUGAUGAUAAUGUGAAAAACAGAUUUUUAACAAACAAACAUUUGUUUUAUAUAAUUAUAUAAUGUAAUUGUUAUAGAACUGAUAUAUUCCAUUGUUUUGUAUUUUAAGUGUAGACUUAAAUUUUGUAAUAUUAUUUUUAUCAAUUUAUAAACUACAAGUGAAAUUCUCAUUGUAGAGAUCAUUUAUGAGAGUUGAUGGUGGCACUGGAAAGUACUACAAUGAUGUAAAAUGUACAUUUAGCUAAUUAUUCUUUGAAUCUCAAUUUUCUCAAGUUUUGUUAUUUUGUAACAUAAUCCGUCCAAUUAUGUGCUUUACUCUUUUAUGUAUUUUUAUAUUAAAUAUUCAUGUGGUGAAAUGACACUGUUUUUUUG
Spodoptera exigua (beet armyworm) is the source of this 1369-nucleotide messenger RNA. The record is from the annotation of a GenBank genome assembly. NCBI's taxonomy places the organism in Eukaryota, Metazoa, Arthropoda, Insecta, Lepidoptera, Noctuidae.